GCCGCCGCCAGCAGGCCAGCAUGAAAAUGCGCAACUCUGUUUCUAUCUUUUGCAUUUUCAACGUCUUUGUGAUCGGUUGUUGUUGUUGGGUCGCGGAUGCCUAAAUCGCUUCGGUUCUGUAGUUGAUAGCUGAAUGGAGCUCGAUUCGGUCAAAUGUUCGAUAAAGCCCCGCCGCCACCGCUGAAUUGCCCCACUAAAUCCUUUGCCCCGCGAGUUGUAUAACAAAGAGCGAUGUACAUAUGAUGUAUUUGAAAUAACCCACACAAAGUUGAAAAAUACAUAAUACACGAAAAUGUAAACUGGAAGCGCGCGAGCAAAGCACAAAACAACAAGCAACAAAUAAGAAAAAAAUUAUAAUAAUAAAACAAACGAAAAAAAACGUGUGCUGUAUAUAAAUAACAAUAUAUUAAGUGAUUUAAAUGUAAACCGUCAAAUAAGAAUAAGUGCGAGACAGCCAGCAAACUUAAAGAGGAACAAACUUGAAACGACAGCGGCAACAAAAAACGCAAAGCAACAAUGUUGCACAAUAAUCAGCCAACAACAACACCAGCAGCAGCAGCAACAACAACAGAUGGCCAUGGAACGGAGCCAACAAUUGAAACGCACCUUGCAGCAAAAUCAUCAGCUGCAGCAGCAGCAGCGUCACCAAAGGAAAUAGAGGCAACAUCGCCGCCAAUAGUAGACGAGGGUCAGUCGCUGACAGCAGCAGCAGGAACAACAGCAUCUUUGUCAGCUGUUGGCGAGCAAACAGAAACAGCUGAUGUCGUCGUCGCCGCCGUUGCUGCUGCUGCUGCUUCAGAAUCGCCCGCAUUCGAUUCUCAGAUGCGAACGCAGCAACGUCAGAAGAUUAAGAUAUACCACGAUGCGCGACAGACGGCUGUAUGGCGCACCGAUUCGUUGGCCUCCAAUCCCAACUCGACCAUGUGCCCGGAUUUUGGCAGUUCCGGAGGAUCAGUUGCUGGAGGAGGAACAGGAACAGGAGGCCUAGGCGUACGGAGCAUCAUCCUGUCGACGGCACCAAGCUUGCUGCAGCGCAAAGCCUCGGACACCUCACUGACCUCGAGCAUACCUCGUCGCGUCUCAUUUCCGGAGAACCAGCUGGUCACCGGUUAUCUGGAGCCGGCCGAUCCAUGGAAGCAAGUUUGUCUCGUCCAGAGCAUUGCUGAAAUUGUCGAUCAGUAUGUGGACUCGUGUAGAAAGCAUAAAACGGAGCCCCUAAAGAGUGUAAUGGAUCACCUAAAGAACCUGGAUCUCAACCAGGUGCGGCAGCCCCUGCUCCCACUUAAAGCAAAUCAACUGGCGGCCAACGACUGCGAAGCUCUGGAGGAGAUUUUCAAAAGGAUACAAUACAAAUGCAUCGACCUGUCCGACUGCUCACUGGAUGAAAGCUGCCUAAUGGCCCUGUUUCAGAUGAUUGAAUACUACGAAGCGGCUAACGAGCUGGAUAUAUCCUACAACAAGGAGCAGAUGACGAAGCGAUGCUGGGAGCUGUGCGCCUACAUGGUGGAGCGCAGCCAAGAGCUGCAGCUGCUCAACGCCGAGAGCAAUCAGAUUACCAAGUUGGGUGCCGACAGUCUUGGCCGGGCUUUGGGCUCCUCCAAUUUGCAUACCCUGAAGCUGGAGCACUGCGGCCUAAGGGGUCAGCCGCUUGUCCAUCUGUUAUCCUUCGCAGGUCGAGGUCUAUACCAAAACAAAAUGCUCAAGGAGCUGUGGGUGGGCUAUAAUGAUCUGGACUGUGUGGAUGCCCAGCACAUAGCGGACAUGCUGCGCUACAACCAUAGCUUGGAGCUCAUCGACAUUAGCAACAACAACAUUAGGAACGAAGGCGUCAUGUACCUAGUGCAAGCCCUCAUUCUGCAGUCCACCGAGCUGGAGCGACGUAUGGGUGCCCUCAAGCGAACACGUGCCAUUGAGGUGGAUGAAUGCUCGUCGCCUGUGGAUUUGGAGCCACCAACAGCAGCAGCAGCAGCAGCAGUAGCUGCAGGGCCACAGUCCGUCAGCUCUGCCGGCAGUCAAGCGACGAAUGAUGUCGUUGAUAGUGAGUCAUCAUCUUCAUCAUCCUCGGUAGCCUCAAUUCCAGAGGCUCCGGCGGAGGAGGCAGUAGUCACAAAUUUAGAUCAACCCGCCGUGGGUGUCCUAAUUGAUGUGGAGAAUGACAACGACGACGACAAUACCGAGGACACUGUUCGCACAGUGAAGAACUGCGGCCAGUCCAUGCUGGACAAGCUGCUGUCAAUGAACAGCGACAGCAGCAGUGAGGAGGCGCCUUCAAACAUUUCCACCGACACGCUGGCCGCUUGCUGUUCCGAAGAUAUCAGUGAGAUAAGCAAUGAAAUCUAUGAAGUCACCAGCCCGAAACAAGCAGUGGCAGAAGCAGGACCAGAGGGCCAGGAGAGCUCAAACUCUGGCCCGGCUGAGUCACAACCAGCGCCAAGUGCUGCAGAGGCACAACAACCUGUAGCUGUGCCCGAGGAGGAGCCGCUGUCUCCGACGCAUCAACAUCAACAUCAACAUCAACAACAACAACAGCAACAGCAAAGUUCCCAAAACGAACGCAACAUAUGUGAUAUUACUCCCUCAACAGAGGCUAAAACCGUUAAACCCAAUGAAUCCUGUGUACAGAACAACAUCAUCAACAACAAUAAUAAUAAUCAAGCUAACAAUGCCCACAAUACCUACAACAAUAACAUAAUCCAAUCGCAGCCAUCCGCAGCGGGAGCAGGAGCAACAGCCACUGUUGCUGUUGCGUUAACACAACCCACUGAAGUCGUUGUCAGUCCCAAUAGUUCCUCGCCAGCAGCCAUAUUUGAGGUGACCGCCGAAGAGAGCGACUGCAUCAAUGGCAGCGUAGCGUGUGGGGCUGGCGGUUCGCGACCCCUAGACGUGAACCAGAAUGCCAGGACGCCGGGUGACGACUUCGAGGAUACGCACAGCACAGACUCGGCCUUUGAGAGUGCCUCCGAAGGCGAUAUAAGUCGCCAUUUGCCCGACGAAUUCAGCAGGCUAUCGGUAUCGCUUGAGAGCACGCGGCUAGAUGAUAUGGCAAAGGAAAUGGGUGGCAUUGAGACGGCUACCAUAGCCACAGAGUCCACCGAGUGUCUGUUUGUCGCCCAGGAGGCAACCAUGCCCACGCCGGCCGCUCCGGUGCUGGCAAAAUCCCAAGACGAUGCAUUCCUACCGCCGAAGGUAACCAUUGCCGAGGAGUGCCUGCAGGCAACCAGAGAACUGAGCCCCAGUUCCUACCCGUGUCCCAGUCCAGUGCCAACGCCGCCACCGCCCUCCACAUCGCCGGGUGGAGCGAGCAUUGGACUAAGGCGAACAGAGUCCAGUUGCGCCUACCUCAACCAGUCCUCGCGCAACCGAUCCCAGAGCUCCGAUAGCCUGUGUAGCGAGACCUCGCUGGACGGUAGUAACAGUAACAACAGCAUCAGCUCCAACACAUCCAACACCUCUAACGAUCCGAAGUUCGCCGAAAAGCUGACCAAAAACGAUACUCUCUCGCGCCGCCAGCUGGCCGAGGCCACUUUGGAGGCCGCCAAUCGUUCGCCCAGCGGCCUGAAGGCCCUCACCUUGUGGAACAAUAAUCUGACCAAGGAUUGCGCCACUGCCGUAGCCGAGCUGCUGCAGAAGACCAUUUCCCUGGAACUGCUCAACAUUGGAAAGAACUGUUUGUCCAAUGAGUUUGUGGCCACAAUCAAGGAGAGCCUCACGAAAAACACCACGCUGACAACGCUGGGGCUGCAGAGCGCACAUCUGAGUGCCAGGGGCGUCGAGACGCUGGCCACAAUCCUAACCUUUGGCGGCAACAGCAAGCUGCAGCGCAUCGAUAUCCGUGACAAUAAGCUGGAAGUGGAAAGUCUGAACAUAAUCGCCGAGGUGCUCAAGUCCAACAACACGCUCACCCAGAUCGAUAUCAAUGACGAGCCCAAGCGUCUCACGAUCGGCAGCGAUGCUCACUUAGACUACACAAGGGUGCUGGGCACCGUGCGUUCCCUGUGCUCGCGAAACGAGAAGCGGCAGGCGCAAGAGCUAGCGGAGAGGACGGUGAAUGCGGGCGGCAGCGGCAGCAAUACAAGUGGUGGCGGUAGCUUCCCAGGCGGCUCCCGGUGUCGCGGCGGUUACUACUUGGGCUCGCGGAAGAUCUCGCUAACCUGCCACAGUCGUCCCUUUGUGGACGCCGUCACUGGCACUGUCACGGCAAACGCAACUGCGACCGUUGCAGCAACCGCCCUGCCCACACCGGCCGCCCUGCUGGAGGUGAAGCGUAAGGGCGGCUCUCGCCUUCGCUCGCCCGGCCCCAGUCCGCCCACAAUAUCGCCGUCCUCCUCGCCCAAUCGCAGUAGCCGCUUCCACGUGUCGCGUGUUACGGAGGUGGCCAGCAGUCCAUUGAUCUCACCGCUGGCCCAGCAUCCGCCGCAGCAUACACCGCGCUCGGCCAGCAGCUGCAUGUCCAUACCCACCAUCAGUUCGCCGGGAGGCAGUCAGAGCAGUCUCAAUACACUUGGAGCCCUGCCCACCUCCAGCUCGCUGCCAGCGAUGGCUUCUGUCACCUGCUCGACCCAGACCGUGAAGCGGCUGUCGGUGUCGCCCAGAUCGCGUUUCCAUGUGUCGCGAAUCUACGAGGAUCCCCAGGUGCCGCUGGCCAAUCGCCAGCUGCCGCCAAUCACGCCGCACACGCCACCCAUUGAUCUGCCGCCAACGCCGAUGCUCAAGUCGGCAAGGAAGGCUGUGCAGCUAUCGGAGGCAGCGGAGGCGGCAGCAGCAGCGGCAGCCUCUGCGGUAAGCAGUGUUAUGAUUAUAGAGCCAAGCGAUAAUACAAGCGCUGAGGGAAAUGAUAGUACAAACGACGAUGACCGACAGAAGCUUUCGCCGCACGAGACCAAUUCACCCACCGUAAGCAAUUCUUCGCCCGGGAGUAACAGCAGCAGUAGCAACAGCAGCGGAAGCGGAAGCGGAUGCAGUAGUAGCACCACGAACGAUGCAACAGACUCUGUAGAUUCAAGUGCAGAAGCAGCUCCACCACCCAGGACCUGUCCCCUGGCCGUGUUUGGCGAUAAUGACAUCACGUUGACCAAGGAAUCGGCUGGUGUGGUUGCUCUCUCCGCUGCUGCUGCUGCUGCCAUGAAUCCAGUUUUGGAAUCGGAAACAGAAGCCAUGCCACCUGCCGAGCCCGUCAGCAACAAUCCCCCACAGACGCGGGCGCGAAAGACUUCGUGGAUAGCCAAUCCCUCGGCGGUGGAUAAGCUUUUAACGAUUUUCCAAACAGGCACCAUUUUCCAACGCAGCUCCUCGCCGGAAUCGAAGGUCAGUCAAGUCACCGCCAUCACCACAGCAACCACAACAGCAACAAGCGUCGGUGGCGGGGUAGGAGGAUUAGGAGGAGGAGGAGGAGGAGGAACAGUAGGAGGCGGCGACUGCAGUUUUACCAAUGCAACACCAAAUCCCAUUCUAUCGGUGGCACGAAAAAAUUCACCCGCCUCUUGGACAUCUCUGACCGGCAGCAAUAUAUCAAACUCCAGCCAAAAUGUUGACUCUGGCAGCUCAUCCUUCCUGGACACAGCCUCAAGGCAGUUGAGGGAUUUCAGCAAGCAAGUCUUUCGCCAGAACAUAUCCUUCAACAACAGCAGCGGCGGCGGCGGUGAUGCCAGUGUCUCCGGCGGCGGCUCUUCGGCUGCCCAGCUCGAGGGUACCACAACAACGGCAACGUCCUCGUCGAGCAGCACAGAGUCGGCAUCGUCACCCGAGUGCAAUGCGGCCCACAUGCUGCCCAGUUUGAAGCGUCAGCUGAAGGAGAACAUAUCGCCGGAGCACACAAUUAAUGAGGAGACGCUGCACAGCCUGCAGAAGCUGUCCAGGGCUGAGGAUAUGACGCUCAAAGCGGAGGCAGCUUCGGAACUGGGCGACAUAGAAAUUGUGAUGCACAGCGAAGUGGUCGACUGUCCGCUGACAGAGGAGAAAUCACAGGACCAUGAGGAGACAGCGCCGAGUCUCGUUUAAACAGAAAACAAUAGAGAUCGAAUGAAAAAAAUACAGAGAACUCAACCGAGAAGAACACCUCCCACCCAGCAUUCCCAUGGCGCUUCUUUGUACUGUUAUCCCACCACCACCAGCCGACCUUGAAAAUACAAAGUCAAGGAUGAGAGAAAAUGGAAGGAAGUUUGGGAACCCAAACAAAAUUGAUAAAGUACACAAGUUAUUAUACUAACUUUGUUUUAUUUUUUGGUUAAAUUCAUUUUAAGUUUUAUAUAACAAAAAAAAAAGGAAAAAAUAUAAAUAUAUUUUAAAUAUACAAAUGUGGCAUAAGGAUGCAAAAACGCAGACGAAUUACGUGCUCAAUAUUCACUUCAUUAAGAAUGAUUAGUGGCCACCUUAGAGUUGAGAUCUCUCCUAUUUUGGCCAGCACUUUGCUUGAAGUGAAUACUGAACCUGAAACUAUAGAUAAAUUAACUUCUAUGAGUGUAAAAUAUUAAACCAUGAAAAACACAUAUAUAAACCCCAUUGUAAACACUAUUUGGCUUAGUGUUGUUGCCCAUUGAAGGCUGGUGGUGUUUUCGAAAGGUCCCGUUUAAGCUCUUAGAGAGAAGGUGGCGUAUGGAAGUUGAUUCGCAAAAUUAGUACUUACCGAUCCAACAAAGAAAUGAAAACUGAAACGCAAACGCUACAUACUUAAGUUAUUUUUAACUAAAUAGAAAGGAGCUUGAAUGUAACUUAAAUAGGAAAAUCUUCCCGCCAUAGGAUUACUUCAACACACCACAACCCCUCCCUUCGCGUAGGAAUGGCAGAAAAUAUCUAUAUAACGAUAAUUUAUCAAGGCCACGAAGUUCGAUAUAUAUCAUGUUAUUUUAACGUUGUAUUUUGGUUGAUAUAUCGAAGCAUUAUAAUCGAAAAAUCGAUAUAAUCGAAAAUAAUUUGUUUGGUAUUUUUUUCAAUAAAUUCGAUAUGUACAUUUUUGAAAAUUUCUGUCUAUUUUCAAUAUCAUAAAUUUCGAUUAUAUUCGAUAUGUUAUAGUUACAAUACCUUCGAUAUGAUAUCAUCGGACCAACUUUGUGCAAAGCCUUUUAUUAUUCGUUCUCUUUAUCCACUUUUAAUUUUGUCUAAAAACAAAAAAAGAAACUUGAUAGGCUGGAACUGAAUUAGUUCCACCAAAGUAUUAUUAUGAAUUGGAAAGUGUAAACAAAAAACAAUUGUUAUAUUACGUACUUAAUCAGCCUUUUUAAAUAUAAUUAAUUCCAACACUCAGCCCUCAAGCCACCCACGUAGACAGUUUUAAGUUUAACAUUCACAACAAAACCCAAAAAGCUAAACAACAACAAACAAACGGAAAUGAUGCGCAAACAAAAAAGUACCCAAAAUAAAUCCAAUUGAUCUCAUUAUGUGAUAUUUGUCGUAGUGCCCAAAGGCAAGCGUUCACUGUACGUGUAUCUAUAGCCGAAAAACCAUGCGAGAACACCGCCUAUCCAUCUAAGUUAAUCCACCAUAAUCCAUCUGCGACAGAUCCUCGCCAAAAAGGCUUUAGUUCGGGGAGAGAUCUGAGCUAUGGAACCUUUCAAAACACCAGCUUCCAAUGGGCCGACACAAAUAUAGAUGAAAAAAAAAAUGUUAAAACAAACAAAACACGUAUAUAUAUAGAUAUAUGAAACAAAAAAUAUCAUGUAAACAUACUUUAUUCACGAAAGAUACUGUAAAUACCGCGCGUGUGUACUCUCUUAAAAACAGGGGCUGAGUCUCUCGAUGUAGCUUAACCCCAAACACUGAGUUUUAUUAUUAUUUUAUUUUUUUUUUUAGCUUUUUGUUAAUCUUUGUUUUUGUUUACAACUUUAUUGUUUUAAACUAUAACUGUAACUAUAUAGACAUAAAUAUUAAAUACGUAUUUAAGUAGUCAAAGGCAAGUUUUCAAUUUUUUUUUGUCUUUCCAAAAAAAUGUAACAUCUUCUCGAGUUGAUGAUAAGGAAGAAUUAUUCAAUUCAAACUUACUUUGUACUUAAUUUACAAAAACGGAGAAGAGAUUUCCUGGUGCUCAUCAUCAAAUCCCUAGAUGUUUGCCUUAUAGCUAGAUUUCUAUUUUCGGCAAUAGAAACUUUACCACAUUGAAUGGAUAUUGGUUAACAAAGAAACAAACCUCUGAUGCUAAAUUCGAUCCAUCUCUUUCUUAAACAUUGGCGAAUUGAUAACUUUUUUUUUAUACAUUAAGUUUAUAAAAUAGAAAAAAAAAAAAACAAACAAACCUACUAAACUGAAAAAUUUAAUGAAUAAACAUGAAAGUUGUAAUGAAAUCAUUAA
Molecule: messenger RNA, 8280 nt
Organism: Drosophila kikkawai
Lineage: Eukaryota; Metazoa; Arthropoda; Insecta; Diptera; Drosophilidae
Source: RefSeq, a predicted model, not a curated record